AAACGGCAUAAAGCUGAUAAUGCUGUGAACAAGAAACAGACACAAGUUUUGAGAAACGGUGCUUGGGAAAUUGUUCACUGGGAGAAGGUGGCAGUAGGGGAAAUAGUGAAAGUGACCAAUGGGGAGCAUCUCCCAGCAGAUCUCAUCAGUCUGUCCUCAAGUGAGCCCCAGGCCAUGUGCUACAUUGAGACAUCCAACUUAGAUGGUGAAACUAACUUGAAGAUUAGACAGGGCUUACCAGCAACCUCAGAUAUCAAAGACAUUGACAGUUUGGUGAGAAUUUCUGGCAAAAUUGAAUGUGAAAGUCCAAACAGACAUCUCUAUGAUUUCGUUGGAAAUAUAAGGCUUGAUGGACAUGGCACUGUUCCCUUGGGAGCAGAUCAGAUUCUUCUUCGAGGUGCUCAGUUGAGAAAUACUCAGUGGGUUCAUGGAAUAGUUGUCUACACUGGACAUGACACCAAGCUGAUGCAGAAUUCAACAAGUCCACCACUUAAGCUUUCCAAUGUGGAACGGAUUACAAAUGUACAAAUUUUGAUUUUAUUUUGUAUCUUAAUUGCCAUGUCUCUGGUCUGUUCUGUGGGUGCAGCCAUUUGGAACCGAAGGCAUUCUGGAAAAGACUGGUAUCUCAAUCUCAACUAUGGUGGCGCUAAUAAUUUUGGGCUCAAUUUCUUGACCUUCAUCAUCCUUUUCAACAAUCUCAUUCCUAUCAGCUUGUUGGUUACAUUAGAAGUGGUGAAAUUUACCCAGGCAUACUUCAUAAAUUGGGAUCUUGACAUGCACUACGAGCCCACGGAUACUGCAGCUAUGGCUCGAACAUCUAAUCUGAAUGAGGAACUUGGCCAGGUUAAAUACAUAUUUUCUGACAAAACUGGUACUCUGACAUGCAAUGUAAUGCAGUUUAAGAAGUGCACCAUAGCAGGAGUUGCUUAUGGCCAUGUCCCCGAGCCUGAGGAUUAUGGGUGCUCUCCUGAUGAAUGGCAGAGCUCACAGAUUGGAGAUGAAAAAACAUUUAGUGAUUCAUCAUUGUUAGAAAAUCUCCAAAAUAAUCACCCAACUGCACCUAUCAUAUGUGAAUUUCUUACAAUGAUGGCAGUCUGCCACACAGCAGUACCAGAGCGAGAAGGAGAGAAGAUUAUUUAUCAAGCAGCAUCUCCAGAUGAGGGAGCACUGGUCAGAGCCGCCAAGCAGUUGAAUUUUGUUUUCACUGGAAGAACACCUGACUCUGUCAUCAUAGAUUCACUGGGGCAGGAAGAAAGAUAUGAAUUACUUAAUGUCCUGGAGUUCACCAGUGCUCGAAAAAGAAUGUCAGUGAUUGUUCGUACUCCAUCCGGGAAGUUACGACUCUACUGCAAAGGAGCUGACACUGUAAUUUAUGAACGACUUGCAGAGACUUCAAAAUACAAAGAAAUUACCCUAAAGCAUUUAGAGCAGUUUGCUACAGAAGGACUAAGAACCUUGUGUUUUGCUGUGGCUGAGAUUUCAGAGAGUGACUUCCAGGAGUGGCGGGCCGUGUACCAGAGAGCAUCCACGUCUGUACAGAACAGGCUUCUCAAGCUAGAGGAGAGCUACGAGCUCAUUGAAAAGAAUCUUCAGCUUCUUGGAGCUACAGCCAUUGAGGAUAAAUUACAAGAUCAAGUGCCUGAAACCAUAGAAAUGCUAAUGAAAGCAGACAUCAAAAUCUGGAUCCUUACAGGAGACAAGCAAGAAACUGCCAUUAACAUUGGACACUCCUGCAAACUUUUGAAGAAAAACAUGGGGAUGAUUGUUAUAAAUGAAGGCUCUCUUGAUGGAACCAGGGAGACUCUCAGCCGGCACUGCGCCACUCUUGGGGAUGCUCUUCGGAAGGAGAAUGACUUUGCUCUUAUCAUCGAUGGGAAGACCCUCGAGAACGCCCUCGCCUUCGGAGUCCGGCAGUAUUUCCUAGACUUAGCUUUGUCAUGCAAAGCCGUCAUUUGCUGCAGGGUUUCUCCUCUUCAAAAAUCUGAAGUCGUUGAGAUGGUGAAGAAACAAGUCAAAGUCAUAACACUUGCCAUUGGAGAUGGCGCAAAUGAUGUCAGCAUGAUACAGACGGCCCAUGUUGGUGUUGGGAUAAGUGGCAAUGAAGGCUUGCAGGCAGCCAAUUCUUCAGAUUACUCCAUAGCGCAGUUCAAGUAUUUGAAGAAUUUGUUGAUGGUUCAUGGUGCCUGGAACUAUAACAGAGUCUCUAAGUGUAUCCUGUACUGCUUCUACAAGAACAUAGUCCUCUAUAUUAUUGAGAUCUGGUUUGCCUUUGUUAAUGGCUUUUCUGGACAGAUCCUCUUUGAAAGAUGGUGCAUAGGUCUUUAUAAUGUGAUGUUUACAGCAAUGCCACCCUUAACUCUUGGAAUAUUUGAAAGAUCAUGCAGAAAAGAGAAUAUGUUGAAGUAUCCCGAAUUAUACAAAACAUCUCAGAAUGCUCUGGACUUCAACACCAAGGUUUUCUGGGUUCAUUGUUUAAAUGGCCUCUUCCACUCAGUUAUUCUGUUUUGGUUUCCACUAAAGGCCCUUCAGUAUGGUACCGUAUUUGGAAAUGGGAAAACCUCUGAUUACCUGCUUCUGGGAAACUUUGUUUACACUUUUGUAGUGAUAACCGUGUGUCUGAAAGCUGGAUUGGAAACGUCGCACUGGACGUGGUUCAGCCACAUAGCGAUAUGGGGCAGCAUCGCACUCUGGGUGGUGUUUUUUGGAAUCUACUCAUCUCUGUGGCCUGCUGUUCCAAUGGCCCCUGAUAUGUCUGGAGAGGCAGCCAUGUUGUUCAGUUCCGGGGUCUUUUGGAUGGGCUUAUUAUUUAUCCCUGUGGCAUCUUUGCUUCUGGAUGUGGCAUACAAAGUCAUCAAGAGGACUGCCUUUAAAACAUUGGUAGAUGAAGUUCAGGAGCUUGAGGCAAAAUCUCAAGACCCGGGAGCAGUUGUGCUUGGGAAAAGCCUCACCGAGAGGGCGCAACUGCUCAAGAAUGUCUUUAAGAAGAACCAUGUGAACUUGUACCGCUCUGAAUCAUUGCAACAAAACUUGCUCCAUGGGUAUGCUUUCUCUCAAGAUGAAAAUGGAAUUGUUUCACAGUCUGAGGUGAUUAGAGCAUAUGAUACCACAAAACAGAGGCCUGAUGAGUGGUGAUGGGAGGGGCUGAGAAGCAGACCCUCCUGUGUCUCUAAAGAGAACUACCACAAUCUAAGGUUGUCACCGCAAUCUGCUGACCAAUUCCAGUCUGGUCAUGGGGAAGAAGGAUGGAUCUGAGCUCCCCUCACUGAUGGACCUUCAGAUUCACAUACAUCAUCCACAUAGGCACUGUGCAACAACUGUAAAACCAUCUUUCAGAUUUCUUAAAGUAUUUGCUAAGGCUUUGAAAACAGAAAUUGAGAUAACCUUGUAUCUUCCCAGUAUGCUUUCUGAAAGGUUCUUAAGAUGUCAAUCUGGGGUCUAUCAAUUCAUUGGCAACCAACCAUUAAAAAAAUUCUAAAAUGGUGUUAAGUUAAAGGGACUCUUGAUAUCCAGACUUAGAUUUCAGGAUAUGCUGAAAUAAACCAGCAUCUCAAGGAACUGACUCACUUACUGAGCAUUUCUAAACAAGGCAUUAAUAAGUGUUCGUGUCAAAAAUUGUCUUGCUAAGUGUUUGCCAAAGAAAUUCAGUAAGUAUAUUUCUCAUUCAGUAGUCAUUUGCCCAGAAAUUUAAGGGAACGUAUACUUCCAGUUCUGCUGUAAGAUCUGCAUGCUUGACUUUUCAAAUGUGAGAGUGAUUUGCAAAAAUGAGUAUUUCAAGGCAUUUGCUACUAAAAUAUGUGAUGUUGCACCUUCAGCCUUACAAGUGCUUCUUUGUUGUUUGUCAUGUUUCUUUGUUCAAGUUUGAGGCACAUAUAUUAAUGUGACUGUUCUUACAAUACUGCUUUUUUUUAAGUUGUAUUUAUGUCUUAGUCAUUUCUGGUAACAUUUCAUCAUCCUUUAGAUUUUUCCAAAAAUCUGGCUUCUGCUGUAGUUUGAGUGGUGUCAUUCUGUCUUAAAGUUACCCUUCUCAAGAAAAUUAUGCUUGCAUAUUUAUUUCCAAAGUUUAUGUUUCCAUGUUUAGGAUAACAUGUCAGAUAAGUGCAUGGGCUUGUGUUGUGUACGUAGGUUUGUUUUAUAGGUGUUCUGAUUUUCACUCUUUGUUUCCACUGGAGAUGACUUAUGUAGCAUACUCAGUGUUAUGGUGACUGUCCAGACACUUGAAACCAAGAAUUAUUUCACAGCUCACUGGUCCCACAGUUCCCAAAAUUAGCUACAUGAUGAUUAUUGACAAAUAAGUAAUACACUUUCCCAAUUUUAACAAUACCUAUUGUAUUCAAGCUUGUAACUUUAUGGUCAAAGAACACUUUUCAUCAUGAGUAGGGCUCGUUAAUGUGCUUUAAAAUGUACAAUCAGUUUAAUUAUUUUCAGUGUUUCCAUGACAUCUCCUGAAAAUGCCUAUUUUGCUGCCAAGAAUAAGUGGUGAAGGGGCUGUUUAAAAACCACAACCAGUUUUCUACACUAUUUUUAAAACAAUGCUUUCAUUUAAGGAGAAAAAAAGGAAUUCUAGGUUUCAGAUAUACUUCAGAGAGUGAAGCAAACUUUUUUGCCUUUUAUUCAAAAGCCUGUUUGCCUUUAAGUGGACUUACCAGCAAAGUAGAUAGAACUUUAAAAAAACAGAAUUGAAAAGAGGUGAUUUCUCAAAUUGCCCUGAGUUGAGUUUAAUCAUUUCAUUUUCUUUUCCCCGUUUCUCAAUCUAGAUUUAAAAUCAGAAUAUGUGUAUUUUCCUUCUCUUUGUAUAUAGCUAGUUACGCAUAUGUCUCCACAUUUUCUAGAAAUAAGCAAUUGUCACACGUGUGCAUAAUUCUAAAGUGAAGUAAAAGUUUAUGUACUUCACUUCUCAGACCCUUCCCAACUGGGAUUCUGAUUAAGAGAAUCAUGAAUCAAAACAUCUAGCAAAGCCACAGAUAUCCAGUCUAAGAUUUAAAGUCAUAGACUUUAAAUCUGUGGAAUAGAUCCCCAGAGUAGCCUUUCCAGGGCCUCCCAGCAGUGAUAGUUGAGGUCAGACCACAAAAAUCAUCAAGAUUGAAGUGCAUCCUCCAAAAAAAAACACUUCACAGCAGUCGCAGAGAAGAGAUGCUUCUGUUUGCCCUGACUUCAUCAGGGCCAUCAUUCUCAAAAAUUUCAAUAUCAAAACAUUAUGGAUAUAAUAGAACUGAAUUUUCUGACUUAAAUAACAAAAAUUAAAGGUUUAUUUUUAUCUUGAAACAUGGUUUGUUUUGGUAGAGAUCUUUAACAUGAGAAUAUUUGUGGUUAAUCAAUGUAUGACAUCAUAAUCUGAAAUGUAACCUGUUUUUUUGUUGUUGUUGUUCCAUGGUCCUGUUUUUGAAUUAUUGACAUUAAAUCCAUCUCUUUUCUUCUUGGGUGGGGAUAGCAGGUAGGGGUCAGAGAGUGACCACUUGGGCAAAACUUGAAAUAUAGCAUUGCAAUUGCAGUGACUUUAUAGAAAUUAGAAAAAAUACUCUGAGUUUUUAACCUUCUUGAAUUGGAAAAAAGACACAUGGUUUUACCAGGAUUCAAAUAACCAGUUGAAGUGACUUUCAACAUGUAUUUUCUGAAACAAAUGACACAUACUCUUCAAUUAAAAAGUCCCUUGUAGGGACUCUGGCAAAUGCUAACAUGGUUGCUUUACAGUGUUUACAAUUCAGAAAAUACUACUUCACAGUCAAAAGUCCUCAUUCCUCUAGCAGUGAAAGCUGGGAGUUGCUUCUUUAAUGUUGGAAUAGUACACCAUAGUAUUGAGCGUGGACUUUAUAAAUGUUUUGUAUAUGCAUAUAAAAUAUAUUGGUGUCUCACACCCAGAAAGAUGCUAUAUGGUAGAAUUUAUGAGCAGGAAAACGGUGUUUCUCAGGAACGUAGUAGAUGUAAAAUGUAAAAAGUGUGCUUCUGACCCUCCCGCCUCCAUUCAGUACUCUUGAGUGAGACUGCCUCAGCAGUGUUGUGAACUUUUUGGAAACUUUCUCAUUGAGGUGGCGGAAUGUGUCUUCUGCUAAAUAAGACUACCCAUUCACAGAAAGUAUGUGGUCAUUAAAAUAGAACCAAUGAUUGCCCUUAAUUUCCAGGUGGAGGAAACGUAGAAAACAAUCAGCAUUUCUUCUGAUCAUUAAAUUUUGUAUUUUAACUUUUCAAUUCAGUAUUCCAUAUAUCCAUUAAGAAAGUAACAUGAUAAUUUGUUCUACAUUGUGUGCACUGUGUGACACUUAUAACCUGUCAUUUAAAAUGUUCUUUUAGAAAAUGAAUGCUAGUCAGAAAGUAAUCGAUUCUAUACUCAUGAUUUUUAAAUUAUUUUAACAGUGUCAUAAGUAUUAUAAAGGUAAAAAUCACUUGGGUUUAUUUUCAUGCAUUUGAGUUCCUGGUCUUAAAACUUCAUGAAAUAAAUUUUUAAUCUUACAAAUAGCCAUUUACAAAAUUUAUCAAAAGGACCAGCCUGUUCACCUCACAAUGAACAGGGCUGUGGAAUUCUUUUUGUAAAUUAUUUAUGGUGACAUCAUGCAGUUCAGUGCCUAAUCAAUGGUUUUUAAUGAUAACAUUUCUGUAAUGGCUCUUACAAACACCAUAGUCUGAUUUUUCUCACAUUAAAAUAACUGAAGCCAUUUGUGAAACUUAGCUACAUUUUGCUGCAUUUUAAUUAACCUUCAACAGCUAUUAAAGUGGAAUGUAAGCUCAAUUUUGAAGGAAAGGAAAUAAAUGUUUUCCAUUUUUCAUCUUGAUUUAUUUUCUGUAUGAGAACAGCUGUGUUUUUGAUAGGUUUAUGGUUUGCAUGAAUUAAUAUUUAAAGUGAUCCUAGCCAGUGCAUGGCUAUUGCUAUAAAUCGUGAUGUUUAUUUCUGCCUUAUAAAAUUUUAUCAUGGUCUACCUGGAAUUUAAUAAUCAGUGGACAAAUUAAUUGGUCCUCCACACAACUUUUGUUUUAUAAGUAAAUUAUUUUACAAACAUUUGAACAAAUUUAAUUGAAUCUUUUGUUUAGCUUGCCUGUAAGAACUUUUCUUAAUAAAACUCAUGAAAACUCAGCAAAUAAAUCUUCCUGAAGUAGGAAAAAAAGCUAAAUUUCUUAUUUGCUUACUUUGAAUUAACAGCAAGUUUCCAUAGGUAAGUGUGCUCUUACAAAGACGUGAGCAGAAGAUUUUUUAAGAAUAUUUUUAUGUUUCAUGGUUCCAGAAUAGAAGCCAUACGUGCAGUAAACACUGUUUGUCAUGUAACCUCUUCAAGCUUCAUUUUUCACAUUUUCAAGUUUAUUAGGUUAAAAAUAAAAAGGCAACCUUGGAAGGCAGCUAUGGAAAACUACAGUUUGUAUUAAAAAUAAAAUAAUAUUUCAGCUCCAUGAAAAGCCAUUCCCACUGAGACUGCUGUAGAAAUUGUGAAGCUGCAUGAGUGGAGAGUCUUCUCAGGUUUGUCCAUCUUGACGUUCGAUGCACUGUGUUUUAUAAAUAGUUAUUGAGGUUCAGUAAUACUCAUUUCUAUGCAGUGUCAUAUGUCAUUGGCCUUUUGUGGAUGUGCAUGUUUUAAACUGCGAAUUUUAAACAUUUUGUCCUCUAAUUGUUACUAAAAAUAAAAUAAACUUUACCAUUAUAUAAAGGAAAUUGUUGAAGUUUUGAUUGCUAGUUUGAGAGAUUGUAUUGCUUUAGGCUAGGCUUGGUGGCUAAUGUCUCUAAUCCCAGCUACAAGAGAGGCAGA
This is a messenger RNA of Castor canadensis (American beaver), 7727 nucleotides long. NCBI's taxonomy places the organism in Eukaryota, Metazoa, Chordata, Mammalia, Rodentia, Castoridae. The record is from RefSeq and is a predicted model, not a curated record.